Cuscuta campestris is the source of this 815-nucleotide messenger RNA. The record is from the annotation of a GenBank genome assembly. NCBI's taxonomy places the organism in Eukaryota, Viridiplantae, Streptophyta, Magnoliopsida, Solanales, Convolvulaceae.
CACGACAAGUGAAAUAGAAAUCCUCCCGUUGCAGACGUGGAUUAGGAAAACCGAACCACGUUAAAUUCUUGUGUGUCGCUUGUGUUCCGUUUCUCUCGUUUCUCGCAGAUUAUUUGUGUGUGUUGUGUGUUUAGUGGAAGGUUGUAAAGGAAAAUCUUGUUAUGGCCCGCGGAAGGAAGAGUGGUUCGUUGUAUAUGGUCGAGUUACCAUCUAAGGGAGUGACCGUCCCAAUUCAGAAGAGAAACAAAGUCCGGUUCACAGAGUCUCGUGGGCAGAAUAAGGUUGUCUAUGCAAGAGAGAAACCUAGAGCCAUAGGUCAGACUCAAGAUGAACGAGCAAGGAAAGGUUCAAGAAGGCCAGUCAGAGGUAUUUGUGGCAGUGGGAGCUCAAGAGGCGCUUCAGCCAAGUUUUCUAGAAGACAGUGGGUCAUGAGAACCAGUAUUCCAGCUGUUGGAACAUCUUCAGAAAAUUUCUUGUUCAGUAUGGAGAGUGUUUGUUCUCAGGAUGUUCCAGGAUCCGGCAAUGUGCAUCUGCAGUGGGAGCCGGUAGGGACCGAGGACGAGUCAGGGGCAGAUUUAUCCGUGACUGAUGGGUUGGAGCUUGGGAGAGCUUCAACGGGCCUUUCAGUUGUCUGAUGAUAGGGCCGCUGCAACAGGAGAGCUGAGGAAGAUUACUCGAUGUACAAGCAAUCGUGGUGGAUGGCACUUGAUGACUAUCAAACCUCCAAGUGGGAGAAUGUUGGGUUUGUGGAGGCUUGGGCUUGACUUGUCCGUUGGCCCAGCCCAUGUUUUGUAACCCUAGGUUUUUCCUCCUAU